This is a messenger RNA of Penicillium antarcticum, 2985 nucleotides long. RefSeq lists its product as uncharacterized. The coding region runs from base 1 to 2985 and encodes 994 amino acids. The transcript has 2 exons. The record is from RefSeq and is a predicted model, not a curated record. Lineage: Eukaryota; Fungi; Ascomycota; Eurotiomycetes; Eurotiales; Aspergillaceae.
AUGCCACGCUCAUCAGCUGCGGCUAGGAAGAACCAGAGCAAUCGGCAGGAAAAUGGCCUCGUCGGUCCCGGCAAGAAAGUAACCAAGCAAAAGUCAAGCAGUCAACUCAACGGCAACUCGGGCAACGGCUCUGCUACCGGUCCGGGCGCGUCCGCUCACUUCGAUCUAUCCUCCGUACGUUCUACAAGCGACACGGCCCUGACCUCUCCGACUGUCAGUAAAGGGGAUAGUGCCAAGGCGGACGGAAAUGUGCGGGUGAAUGGACACAGCAAGGGUGAGGAGAUGGCGUAUGAUCAGUCGAACGGUGCUGUGCCCCAGAACGGGGGCGUGGCAGCUCAUGGCUCUCGCAGUGGAACUUCGAAACGAUCCGGUUCCAAUGCGUCAAUUAAUCCGCUCCAACUCGCCUCGACCAUUUUGAAAUCGUGCCCGAUGUACGACACAAUCGCCAUCUUGAUUUUCCUGCUACAACUUCCUCCGAUGGUCUUGACUCUGGUUCAGUUCUUGUUCGCUUCCUUGACUUUCAUGCCUCCCAGUGGCGCCGCGGCCGGUUCUUUGUCGUCGAAUUUUGAUAUUUUUCAGGGUCCGGCUGGAACUCCGUCGCUUGGGACGAUGAUUGCGAUGGAUGGGUUCUGUAUACUUCUCUGGGGCCUCUUUAUGUGGACCUGGGCGCAGAACUUUGCCAUCGACCUCGCGCAUGUUCAGGUUGCUAUCACCUUGGGCGGCGGGGGGUCCGGGAAGAACAGCGGGGUCAAUGGUCUCUGUGUCGGAAUAGUUCUGCUUCUUCAUCUUGUUCGCAGCAAAGGCAUCCAGGACUUUGUUCUGGGUCACCUUGUUUCUACUAAACUUAUCAGUCCCGAUGCGCUCUCUCAGUAUUCGCACCUGUUACCCGCCGAGUUCCGACGAUCCGAAACACAAACGUCCCCGAGCUGGCUCCGCAGCCUUCUUGCUGUACAUAUUCUAGCACAGGCAGGAACCGCCAUGGCUCGACGAUCGAUGGCCAAGAAUCGCUCACCUACACCAUUACGGACGGGAAAACGCGGGGAUACAGAAGCUUCCGCGGGUUCCCAGGGCCAAGCUGAUUCCGCUCUUGAAUCGGCUGCCAGUGUUUCGUCUUCUUUUGUUGGGCCGGAUGGCCAACUUAAGGAUGGGAAGGAUCGAUUUACUUCGGCCAAGAAACGCAGAAGGCAAGCCAAUCAAGUUCGGAGUCGGCAACCGUUUUGGGCCGCGCUUGCGAGUACAAAGGUUACGGUCAUGCGAGAAUACGAGCAUUCACGGGCUAUAUCUAAAACGGCACGCAAUCUUACUAUGACGGAGGAAGAUCUCCAAGGUGCUUCUCUUGAUGAUGGACUAGUGUGGAUCACGGAUGUGGACAGCUCUUCGAUCAAAUAUGCUGCGGGUGAAUUUACCGAUGAUCCCGCUGUAUCGGGAUCAUUCGAAGGAGGCCGCUUGGACGGAGACAUGGAACCGUUCUACGUUUGUGUCAAUGGUGCGCUCUGGGCUACUGCCACUAUAUGCAGGGUUUCAGAUGUCAAAGGGCCAAAUGUCGUUCAAUGGCGUGGUGAGAUCUCUGGACUUGCUCCGAAUUGCGCCUAUACCUGCGCUUUCGUGCGAAGCAAUACCGACGAGGAAAUCUGUGUCAUGAGUGUCAAGACGCCUGCAACGACCGACACAGAGCAAGUUAUUUCCGCGGUAUCGACACCCCCGCAACCGCCAUAUCGACCAUCAUCCCCUACAACCACGCUCAAAAACUCCAUCGUCAAUGCGGAAUCCAAGCUAAAUGAAAAACGCGCGCGCCUCAAGAAGACAAAGAACGACCACAAAGUUGUCAUCUCGAAGAUACGGAAAGAGCUCGACAAUUUCAACCAACGCCUCCACAGCGGAACAGACGAGAAUCGGCAAAAACAACGUUCAUUCCAGCUGGAACGAAAUAUUCGGCAAACUGAGGAAGCUACCGCAGCUCUGGAAACACAACUAGACAGCAUGGAAACUGUCCCAGAAGAAGAGAUGGAAGAAUGGAACGCACGCAAGAAAGACUUCGAGCGCGAGCUGGAAUUGUUCAACGCUAUCAAGGAGGAUGUGACUGCUGCUCGGGCAGCUGGCGCUCAAGAUGUGGCCGCACUUGAGUCAGAAUUGACUCAGGCUGUUCAGAAGCGCGAGCGCCUCCAAAGCCGCCGCACCCGCGUGAAUGAGCAGUAUGAGCGCAUCAUCUCGGCCAAUGCCCAAGGAUUAAACGAAAGAGAACGCCGUGCCGCGGAACAAUUUGCCAGGGAGCAGGAUCAGUCGAAGAUGGAAGCCAAUUUCCACGAGCAAUUUGGAAGCAUCAGCCAAUCCGUUCAGGAUUUCCAGCUGCGCACCAGUCAACUCUGGCAGCAGGCAUCUGCGAUUGAGCAGUCCAUUCAACAGCAACAGCAACAGAUGCUCAUUGAUUCUGGUCCUCUGACACCCGAGGGUAAUCUGCCCGGUACCAAUCCUCUUCCCGAGACCAGCGGAAUGCCAUUGAACGCAUCUACUUCCACUGCACCCACUGCCCGAGCUCUGUUGGGUCUUAGCUUCCCUCCCGCGAGGUCUAGUCCACUGCAGAUCUCGUCCUCUCCAGUCCGCGAUCCUUCGUCACACCCAACAAGCCCGUCCCAGGACAUUCCAUUCCUCCCGCAGUUUCCAAGCUCCCCAGUCGGUACUGGAGGCUCUUACUUUGGCUCAGACAUCAAUCACCGGGAUCGUUCGUUCUCCAAUCGCUCCACUCGCAGCAGUCAAUAUGGCUCUGACUUCUUGGACUCGAACCGCAUGCCGCCUCUCCAGCUUGACCUGUCUGAACUGUUGUCUGACAAGCCUCGGCCCGGGUCUGAAGGAAAUGGCUUUCUGCACCAAGGUGGCCGUCCUGUUCUGAGUCCGUUCCAGCGAGCAGCAAGUCGAGGCAGUGGUACUGGUAGCGGUAGCGGUGGCAGUGGAAGUGGAACCGGCAGUCCGCAUUCUUCGCGUGAUUAA